AUGGCUGCCGAAAACCGGUUUCUUGUCCCAGAUGAGAGCAUUCUCUCUGAUAUCUUCCCAGGUAUGGUUGACCUCAAGCCAAGCAGCUGCAAUAUAAUCUCGAACACGUUUGAUACCUGCACCUUCAGCGUCCAGGUAGAGGUUGUUCUACUGCCAGUUAUUGUCCGACUCGAGACUGAAAAAUCGGAGAUAUCAAAAAGUCGUCUCGCCACUGUCGCAGCUCUUACUAGUCUAGGGCACCUUCAACUAGGUGAUAUUGUUCCGUCAAUUCAGCAGAUUGGUACAGCGACUGCCAUAGAUGCGAAGAAGAUCAACUACCUCGUGACCGAGUAUCUUACAGGGACCAUUCUGCUUGAAGAUAUUUGGAACACACUUGAUGAAACCAACCAGCUGGAGCUGGUAGACUCAGUCGUUUGUGCUGUGGAUAAACUUCAGAAGCUUGGAGACAUCAAGAAUGUCUAUGAACAUCUUGGGACAACCCCGUAUAUAUCAAAUGACAAGAAGACUCCUCUUGCUAUCGGUGGUCCAGGAAUUGGAUAUUUUCCAGAUAUCAAGAAUUUCCUAGAGGGAAUACUCCAAAGAAACCAGAGACAGCCAUGCUGCAAGUUAUUGGGGAGAGAUGGUGGACUUUCGAUUGAGUCCGAAUACGAUGAUAUCGGCCAGAUCGAUCUAUCUCACUCGGAUCUUGAUGAACUCCAGCAUUGUGUUGUCUUUUGCCACAAUGACCUCGAACCUCGCAACAUUCUGGUCAGAAAAUCAUCCUCUGGGAAAUAUGAGGUGGCUGGUGUGAUUGACUGGGAAAUGGCGGGCUUUUUCCCAUUCGCUUACGAAUACGGUGUCAAGGAUACCUCUCUUGGUUGCGAAAACCUGUACUUCAGUUGGUAUACCAUGUUCAAAGGAAAGACAUCCUCUUUAUUACCGCAGACAGAGUGUCACACUAAGUUUAUCAAAGCUGUGAGAAUUAUCGAGAAAUCGAAGAAGAAAGCCAUGUCACGAAAUGUUGGUGUUCGAGUGCAGGAAAAGUGGAUACAAAGGGAAAAGGUCGAGGAAUCUUCAGACAUCCGUGAAGGUUGGAUCCGCAAAGCAGGGGAGAAAAGUCAAGUGUUUACUAGAGAGGAUAUGCAAAAACUUGAGAAUGAGGUCCUAAAGGAACUGGGAUAUAUCUAG
Molecule: messenger RNA, 1167 nt
Organism: Penicillium brevicompactum
Lineage: Eukaryota; Fungi; Ascomycota; Eurotiomycetes; Eurotiales; Aspergillaceae
Exons: 1
Coding region: 1-1167 (388 amino acids)
Source: RefSeq, a predicted model, not a curated record